Messenger RNA from Oncorhynchus masou masou (cherry salmon), 1719 nucleotides. RefSeq names its product zinc finger protein 501-like. The record is from RefSeq and is a predicted model, not a curated record. The transcript is spliced from 2 exons. Lineage: Eukaryota; Metazoa; Chordata; Actinopteri; Salmoniformes; Salmonidae. Bases 130 to 1641 code for a protein of 503 amino acids.
AUUCCUGGAGUAGAACACGGAAGUAGGAUUGGAGCCGAAUUUGUUUUGAUUUUGAACAUUCAUUCUGUUGACUAAAGAAAUACCAACUGACUCAUUUGAAUUUGCAACGCAAAACUAAUUUGAUAGGAAAUGUCUAAACUAGAGUUCUUGCGUGUGUUUUUGAAUGAGCGUUUAACGGCUGCCGCUGUGGAGAUUUUCGGGGCAGUUGAGGAAACGGUAGUGGGGUACCAGAAGGAGAAUGAUCGGCUACGGAGACUGCUGUGUAUCACACCAAAGAUAACAUGUAUAGACUCCCUGCAGCUCUCUCCCAUAAUUCAUGAAGAGGAGGCUCCCCCUGAGCAGCAGCACUGUGAGCAGGAGUGGAGCCCCAGUCUGGGGCAGGAGGACCCAGGGCACACACAGAUUAAAGAGGAACAGGAGGAGGAACUCGGCACCAGUCAGGAGGAAGAGCAGCUUCAAAGGCUGGAGGCUGAUAUCAUAGAGUUUAAAUUCACUCCUUUCUGUGUGAAAAGUGAAUGGGAUCAGGAAGACCCACUUUGGUCCUUGACUCUUCCCCAAACCCAGACUGUGGAGAACAGAGACAGUGACUCUAAACUAGUGGAUUCUAAACCUUUUGGCACUGUGACCUACCUAAAGGGUCUCGCGAAUCCCUGUGACCCUCCAUAUAAUCAAAACAAUGACUCCAGCCAUUUCUCAAUUGUAAGCCGCAACCCAGUAGGACUUGACAUUAGCCCACCAUUGGGGGAACACCGUUCCAAACCCACCACCAUGUCUAGAAUAACUCACCGCUGCUGUGACUGUGGUGAAACAUUUGCUCAGAAAGCUGACCUACAGAGGCAUGUUACUCUCCCCGAGAAGAGACCCAGUGAAUGCCGCUUCUGCAAAACAAACUACAACUCCACCUGUAAACUGGAGGCACAUGUCCGACUCUGUCAUGGUGGGAAACCCUACACCUGUCCUGUUUGUGGCGAGACCUUCAAAGUGAAAGGAGAUCUUUCCAAACACACAAUGAUUCACACAGACGAGAAACCAUUUAGCUGGAGCUGUGAUGACUCUGGGAAGAGCUUCAAUCUCAAGGAACACUUAACCGUAGAUAUACUGACGGGCACUGGAAAGAAACCAUUUAGCUGUGGUGUCUGUGGAAAAGGCUUUAGUCAGAAGGGUUCCCUUAAGAAGCAUAUAUUUACUCACACGGGAGAGAAACGAUUUACCUGUAGUGACUGUGGGAAAGGCUUCCAUCAGAAGUGGACCCUAUCUGAACAUAUACGUACUCACACAGGAGAGAAGCCGUUUAGCUGUGGUGACUGUGGGAAAAGCUUCAAUUUGAAGGGGAACCUAAGGAAGCAUAAAUUGACUCACACAGGAGAUAAACCAUUCAGUUGUGGUGACUGUGGGAAAAGUUUCAAUUUGAAGGGGAACCUAAGGAAGCAUAAAGUCACUCACACAGGAGAGAAACCGUUUAGCUGUUGUGACUGUGGGAAGAGCUUCAAUCUGAAGCAACACCUAAACAUGCAUAAAUUGACUCACACAGGAGAGAAACCAUUUAGCUGUGGUGACUGUGGGAAAAGCUUCACUCAAAAGUCUAGCCUGCUGACACAUGUGAAAACAAUCCACAAAGGAAUAAAACUGGAUGAAAAUUGAUAGAGGCAAUUCAAUUAUGACAAAUAGAUAUUAUGUAAGAAGAAGGAAAUUAAAGGGUAGGAUGUGGACAUCACUCGU